CCUCUCCAGACGGGGUGAUGGGAGGGCUCUGGCCUGGGGUCUGGGGCCGCGCCGUGUGCGGUGGCUGGCGCCGGUGCCCCCCUGCAGCUGGGUCGGCCGGGCGGGUAGGACCUUUCCUUAGGCCCCGGUGGACGGAGGCCGGAGGUGAGGGGAAGGCUGCGAGGCGGCUCGGGACGUGGGGGCGCCCGGGCCCGGGGCCGGCCUGGGGUUCGGCCGCGGAGGCGCCGCGGCGGCCGAAGAGCACGAACCGGUUCGCGCGGGCGCAGGAGGACGAAUGGCGGCGGCGGAACCGGACGCUGCUCACCUACGUGGCCGCGGCCGCCGUGGGCAUGCUGGGGGCCUCGUACGCCGCCGUGCCCCUCUAUCGGCUCUACUGCCAGACUACAGGACUUGGUGGAUCAGCAAUAGCAGGGCAUGCAUCAGACCAGAUUGAAAACAUGGUGCCUGUUAAGGACCGGAUCAUUAAGGUGACCUUCAAUGCAGAUGUACAUGCCAGUCUCCAGUGGAACUUCAGACCUCAGCAAACAGAAAUAUAUGUGGUACCAGGAGAGACUGCACUAGCAUUUUAUAAAGCUAAGAAUCCUACUGACAAACCAAUAAUUGGAAUUUCUACAUACAAUGUUGUACCAUUUGAAGCUGGGCAGUAUUUCAAUAAAAUUCAGUGCUUCUGUUUUGAAGAACAAAGGCUUAAUCCCCAAGAAGAAGUAGAUAUGCCAGUGUUUUUUUACAUUGAUCCGGAAUUUGCUGAAGAUCCAAGAAUGGUGAACGUUGAUCUCAUCACUCUUUCUUAUACUUUUUUUGAAGCAAAGGAAGGGGAAAAAUUGCCACUUCCAGGCUAUAACUGAAGUAGCAACCAAGACCUGCUUCAAAUUUGUGAUUUUUGAAAAAUCAUUUAUCCUGCCUUCUCUGAAGAGAAAUAUUCUACAAUCAUGUAAAUUGAAGCUUCUAUUGUUAAAUGGCUCUGCUGUUCUUUUUCUCUAAUUUAUCCCACUUAAAAUAGGUUAAGCUUGUACCAUAUAUGCCUAUGAAGAAUAUGUGACUGUUUAAUAACACACUGACAGUAUUAAAAGAAACUGCUUCAUACUUCUUAUAUAUAUACAUAUAUACAUACAUAUAUAUAUAUAUAUAUAUAUAUAUAUAUAUAUAUAUAUGCAUGAGUUUGAUGGUCCAGCUUAAUUCUAUAGUUUCCUUUUUGAUUAGUAACCCUUCAUACUUUUAGCAAUGAAUCUGAAAAAGUUUUAAAGAAUUUAUGCUCCAGAUUGUUUAGGUCAGAGGCCAGAACAUCUGGCUACAUAUUUUGCUAUCUCCAAAAUAUUUGGCUAUUUAUUUCCUUGAGUGUAAACACUUAUUAUUUUAAAUAUUCCAAGUGAAGAGAGAAGAGUCACUGAGGACUAAGGGCUUUUUUUUUUAAGACUUCAAUAUCUGUGGCUGUUUUACUUUUAGAGUACCGAAUAGGUAAUUAUUUGGAAAUUAUGGUGGUAUUAUUGAAAUAAAAUGCAAGAAUUAUGUAUAUCAGGCUAUGUUAGCAUUUACCUUCAUAGUUCCAACUCUUAAUACUAAAACACAGGGUAGGAUUGUGAAGAUGUACUGAUGUAAAAGUUCUUUUGAACACAAGACUAAAACAAAGAUUAUUAAAUUAUUUUAAUAGUAAUUUGUCAUUGUAGUUUAUGAAAAUAAUGCACAAUUGAAUGGUUUCCAUUUGUCUUUGUUCCAAAUAGAGAUGUUAAUUACAGUCCUAGGGGGAAAAUAUUUAGCAUUACAAAGAAUCAUAUAAAAGCUACCUGAUACAUACUCCAGUAGUGACUUGGUUCAGGGCACUUGAAAUAUAAUUAAAAUACAAUCAUCAAGUCUUUACAACAAUUCUAAACAAUAGUAUUAUU
This is a messenger RNA of Dipodomys spectabilis (banner-tailed kangaroo rat), 1880 nucleotides long. RefSeq names its product cytochrome c oxidase assembly protein COX11, mitochondrial. Gene Ontology annotation, cellular component: mitochondrial inner membrane. The transcript is spliced from 4 exons. Bases 18 to 845 code for a protein of 275 amino acids. Lineage: Eukaryota; Metazoa; Chordata; Mammalia; Rodentia; Heteromyidae. Gene Ontology annotation, molecular function: copper ion binding. The record is from RefSeq and is a predicted model, not a curated record.